Messenger RNA from Ochotona curzoniae (black-lipped pika), 1642 nucleotides. It is a transcript of the gene MRO, whose product is annotated as maestro. Bases 1 to 759 code for a protein of 252 amino acids. The transcript has 7 exons. Gene Ontology annotation, cellular component: cytoplasm. Lineage: Eukaryota; Metazoa; Chordata; Mammalia; Lagomorpha; Ochotonidae. The record is from RefSeq and is a predicted model, not a curated record.
AUGAGCAGUUCCCCAGACCAGACACAGAAGAAAAUGUGGGGCCUGCCCUCAUCUACCCCUUCUCUCCAGUCCAAGAAGAAAAGGACUUCAGUGAGAUCUUUCUUUUCCAAGGUCUCCCGGAAAUUGAGGCUGCAGAAGCAGGAAGCCCCCAAAAACGUGUUUUUCCUCCUGACCGAGAGAGCCCGGGACCCCAGUGCCAAGAAGCGCCACAUGGCCAUAAGAAGCCUGGGCACCUUGGCCUGCGAGGCACCGGACAAGGUGAGGAAGUAUAGGAAAGCUGUGUUCAGCCUGCUGGUACAUGGCCUGUACGACCCCGUGAGUUCUGAAGUCAUCCAUGAGAGCGUGAAGACCCUGACCAUCAUCCUGGGCAGGAGCCAGGGGAAAGGCCUGGGCUCCUUCUUCGUGGACAUCACCCUGCAGACCAGGACCUUGCUGGAUGACGACAACGAUGGUCUGCGGUAUUCAGCCUUCGUCUUGUUUGGGCAGCUGGCUGCCUUUGCGGGGAGGAAGUGGAAGAAGUUUUUCACCAGCCAGGUGAAGCAGACGCGUGAUUCCCUCCUGACCCACCUGCAGGACAGAAACCCCCAAGUUGCCAAGGCUUGCAAAACAACUUUCCAAGCCUGUUCUCGUUACUUGAAACUCCAGAAGGAAUUCAGCUUCCAGGGAGAGGAAGAUCAAAGGAACCUUAAGCUCUGUCGACAGCUGAGCCACUACCAUCCAGAGCUCCUGCAGUUCUUCUACGCAAACAAAAUUCUGUAAGCACAGAGAAGCAGGGAACAGCCCCGCGGGAAGGCGUGGCUGGGGCCCCAUGUUCUCCUUUCCUCACAUUGGACACCUCUCCUGCCGGCUCUGCCUGCAACCAAAGGGGAUGUGAAGGCAGAAGUCUGUGGCUGAAAUGAGGCCAUGGGAUUACAUGCUUAUAUCUGCAGUAAAACCCUAAGUUGCCUUCACGUGGCUCAUUUGCUGCCAAAUUUGAUGAGAACAUAACACAUUUUUCUCAAAAAUGUUCAAAGUCUAUAUUGAUCUCUUUACAUUUUCCUUAAGCUCUUAUCUUUAAGCCAUUACAUGAUUGUAAUAGUUAAUUUCCGAGGCAUGGGAAAAUAGCCUCCAAAUAACUUAAAGUCAUCUUUUUUAUUACCAUUUUGCUAAUUGCUAGUGAUGCCUUUUCUUGUCAAGAUUUCUUUCGAGUUGGUCAAGAUGCCAAGAAGCUGACUUAGAAGGGCAUCUUUAGCCUUCUAUAACCUUCAGUAGUCAUUGCUUCUGAGAUGAUCCUAAGUAAGAAUUAAUAAAGAGAGCAGGUAUCUAUAAAGCAUGGCUGACAAUCCUGAGGCUGAUCCUAACUUAAGCAAUAGUUGAUGUUACAUUUACUGAGUGUUUACAAUUUAUCAGGUACUAAGUGAUUUUUGCAAGUAUUCUUUAAUAUAACAGCCUAUUAGAUAGAUACUGUCAUUGUCUUCAUUUUAAAGAUGAGAAAACUGGAGCCCAGGGAAACUAAAGCAACUUGGCCAAGAUAACUUGAUUAAGGGUGGAGCUAACGUUUAAAUCUGUGUGAUCUGAUUUCUGAAGCCUGCACUGAUGGAUGGUUAGAAAUGCAAGAAAUAGGACCUGGCACGGUGGCCUAGCGGCUAAUGUCCUCACCUUG